Molecule: messenger RNA, 4637 nt
Organism: Ceraceosorus guamensis
Lineage: Eukaryota; Fungi; Basidiomycota; Exobasidiomycetes; Ceraceosorales; Ceraceosoraceae
Product: P-loop containing nucleoside triphosphate hydrolase protein
Exons: 5
Coding region: 157-4443 (1428 amino acids)
Molecular function (GO): nucleic acid binding; ATP binding
Source: RefSeq, a predicted model, not a curated record
AACCACUUCUCCAACAUGAACGUCGAUCCAAGUCAAGGGUCAUCAUUGUCACAGGCUGUGCCCCUUCGAAAACUUGCCACGAGCAUGACAGGGUGUGGAAAGGGAACGGUGUGAAGUCGAGCUGCUCUCGGCUUGUAAACCUACUCCAUCCCACAGAUGCCGAGGCUGGCAAGACUCAACGUAGAGACGGCCAAGGGUCGAUCUCAAAGGUUGCGUUCCAGUCAAACGAGCGCAAAAGCGAACGCAAGCACAGGCACUGCGCGGCAUUCACCAUCCACGCGAAGCGACAAUCAUGGCACAGCUUCGACCGGACACACUCUCGAGACUGCCGUAGAUCUAGUUUCGCCUCCAACUUCGCCAACCGCACGGGCCGAUCCGGACGAUGACCCCUCCAUCCUUCGCAGGCAGGCCUUAUCCAGCAGCGCUGCUGAAGCUGUCAGAGCGAGCGGAGCAGCAUGGAGAAAGCGGCAAGAAGCUCAAGCUGCUGCCAAGGCCUCUGAUGCUCAGUUCAGAAUGUUGCAUCGCCCUGCCGUCAAGCUGGAAGAGAAUCUUUUGAGCGGCGACGCGGCACCGCCAGAGGCUGACAUGAGCUCGACGCCCCGUGUGAAGGCGGAAUCUGGAGUUGCUCAACAGCGCACCGCAUCUGCUACGCAUUUGCAUUGUCUGCAGAGGGGGUCAGACGUCAAGCCUGAUCCGGAUGCCGAAGACGCUCCUGCAGAAUACGCUUCUAGCGAUAUUCCACGUACCCCUCCACGAAAGCGCCAGAGAAGGGAACAGGGACCAGUUUCAGCAUUGGAACCAGCUUUGCCACCAGCUACCACCUCGCAAACAGAUGCCGGAGGGAGCAUGGGAAAGGAUGCUGCACAACGUGUGCAGGCAGAGGGACGUCAAGCUAGCACGACUCUCGAUCACGAAGAGGCUGCAGAUGGAGACGACGAGGUCCGCGUGCGAGACUUUGAAUGGCCAGAGCAUUUCCUCAAUCUCGAGCUGGUUUUCAAAGCUCUCAAUACGGUUUACGCUUUUUGUCAAUCUCGCAAACAUCUGUCCACCACUUACAACACUCUCAGAUCCAGCGUAGAAGCGUUGCUCAAGAGAAACUUGGAAAUAUUCGACUUGGCUCAGCUGAAGUCUUUGUGUCCCGACCUUAUCUCGUUGGCGUACGUCGAUACGGACGCCUUGUUUCUACAUCAAGAACUGACAGCUUCGACUUCGCUCAAGGGGAAGGCGGCAGAAAGGGCAGAUAUAGACAAGACGUAUGCAGAUACAGCCAGGGACAUAGAAGCGGAAGCCCGAGAGCUUCAAGCGAGUACCAGUCAACUCGCAAAUGACGCCUCGCUUGAAGGCCUCUUGCCAGCUAUUGAACUAGAACAACCGCCAACGCAGAACGCGAGCGGAAGGCCGAAGAAUAGCAGAGAAGAAGAGGAUCAGUAUGUCCUCAUGUUUGAGUUCAAUGAUGGAACGCUUCUGAAUGGCCACAAAGCUACUGGUAGGGGCGCUCGUUUUGCCAGACAGAGAGCGGCGAGAAGCAAUGAGCCCAUGAGGGGAAAUCCGAGGCGUCUGCCAGACAUUGAUCCUGUCAAGGCGGCCAAAGGAAUGAAGAAGCUGAUCGACAAGCGUAACUUCAAAUUUGAGCAAGCCGUCUUAGAAUUGCUUCACGCUUGCAUGGCGAAAAACGAAGAGCCAGUCCAGCUACUCAUUGCCGCUGCUGCCGAGCAUGUGCCUGUGGAUCCUAACGGCAAGUUGAGCGAUCCCUUGGGCGAGACACCGAGAAAACGGCGCUUGCGUCUUGAACACCUCAUGACUCAUCCCGAAGAGAGACCACCCAUUACUGAAGUGAUCGACGAGAUGAAGGGCCAAAAAUGGUGGAAAGAUCAGAUUGUGCCUGGCGGGCACAGAAUCAUGGAAAAGAGGGAGCCACGGCACGAGGGGCUGACCUUUGCCCUCUCUCAAGAGCUGGUCGACGCACUCUAUGCUACCAGGAAGAUUGAGGACUUCUAUUUGCAUCAAGCUGAGGCCUUGAACGCGCUAGAUGACGGCCGCAACGUCAUCGUGUCGACCAGUACUUCCUCUGGAAAGAGUCUGAUCUACCAGAUACCUCUCAUACGUGCUUUGGAGGAGGAAAGUACCUGCACCGCAAUGUACAUCUUCCCGACGAAGGCCCUUGCGCAAGACCAGCGUCGCACUCUUCAAGAGUUGCUCUUUCAGCAUGAGCUUCUCACAGACAUCUUUGUGACCACAUACGACGGGGACACGGAAAAGACGCAAAGAACAGAGAUAAGAAAUCGUGCAUCCGUAAUCUUUACCAACCCCGAUAUGUUGCACCAGAGCAUCUUGCCAAACGAAGCUCAGUGGCGUCGGUUCUUACAGAACCUGCGAUUCGUGGUGGUGGAUGAGCUGCACUGCUAUAAUGGGCUGUUUGGCGCUCAUGUAAGCUUCAUCAUGCGACGCCUUCGAAGAAUCUGUGCAGCGUUGGGCAACAGAAACAUUCAAUUCAUCAGCUGCAGCGCCACAGUUGCUAAUCCGGCCGAACACAUGCAGACCCUAUUUGGGAUCGAAGAGGUGGCCGUUAUAACUGAGGACGGAUCGCCUUCUGGAGCCAAAGAAUGGUUGAUCUGGAACCCACCCCUGAUAGACGAUGCUGAUCCUCAACAAGGUAGAGUGAGUGCCUAUGCCGAGGUUUCACACAUCUUUAGACACCUCGUCGAAAGAGGUGUGAGGACUAUCAUCUUUACAAAGGUCAGAAGGACCUGCGAGAUUGUCAUGAACCAAAUCAGGAAUGACUUGCUUUUGGAAGGAAGAGGAGACGUGGCCAAACGAGUCAUGUCAUACAGAUCUGGAUACUCACCAGAAGAUAGGAGGAAAAUCGAAGUGGAUAUGUUCAAAGGUCAACUGCUGGGGAUUGUUGCUACCAGCGCCUUGGAGCUCGGUAUAGAUAUCGGUUCUUUGGAUGCGGUCAUCAUGCUCGGCUUUCCGUACUCAAUUUCGAGUCUUAGGCAGCAAGCUGGUCGAGCCGGUCGGCGACAGAAAGACAGCCUGGCUGUGCUGGUUGGAGAUCCAUUCCCUUUGGACCAACACUAUAUGCGUAACCCUGAUGAAGUGUUCAACCAACCCGACGCGGCUCUCACCGUGGAUCUAGGCAAUGAUUUUGUCAGGGAAGGUCAUCUUCAAUGCGCAGCUGCAGAGUUGCCCAUCCAUCCUCACGAUGAUGCGAUCUUCUUUGGUGGGGACAUCACUGCGUUAUGCAACAACAGAUUGGAGCCCGAUCCAGACGGCGGAGGAUUCUUCCUACCGCGCUAUGAGCUCAGACCCUUUCCAGCUCGAGAGAUCGCCAUUCGGGGUGCGAGACAAGAGACGUACGUUUACGUGGACGAUACGCCCGGACGAACGGGAGGUGCUAGAGUCAUGGAAGAAGUGGAAACGGACAGAGCAAUCUUUGAAGCGUUCGAAGGCGCUGUAUUCAUGCAUCAAGGACGCAGCUUCUUGUGCAAGGAGAUCAGCCACGACACGCGUGUGGCUAGGAUGGUGCAAGCCAACGUCAACUACCACACACGCCCAAGGGACCAUACGGAUACCGACGCGGUCGAAACGCAUCGUAUUCGAUCGCUCCGGGGAACUACCAGCAGAGCUUACUAUGGUCACGUUCGCAUAGAAACUCGAGUCUGGGGGUACUUCAAGGUGGAUAGAAGAGCUAAUAUUUUGGACACGGUGGAUGUGGACUGCCCUCCCUUCAAGAGGGACACAAAGGGGACCUGGAUCGAUGUGCCGCUUUGGCUCAUCAAUGCGCUCGUCAGCAAGACCAUCAACGCCGCGGCUGCAAUACACGCUGCAGAGCAUGCGAUCUUGAGUCUUACGCCGAUGUUUGUCGUCACGAUGGCCGGCGACGUCAGGACGGAGUGCAAAGUGGCGGAAAGAGAAUAUGCGCGCAAAGCUACGACGCGCAAGAGACCUGCCAGGCUCAUCUUCUACGACACGCCCGGCCAGAAUAGCGGCGUAUGUGCCAAGGCGUUUGAGCAUCUUGACGGUCUGAUACGUAUCGCGAUCUCGGUGAUCGAAUCGUGCGAGUGUCUGCAGGGCUGCCCACAAUGCAUCACCUGGCAAGGAUGCGCCCAUGCCAACGUCGUCACUUCGAAAGUCGGCGCUCUAGCGGUCCUGCGAGGAUUGGUAGGCCUGGAACCGUUCGAUGCGGACUUGCCGCAGCAGAACGAGCCAGGACAUGCGGAGGGCAGAUUGGACUCGGUAGACUCUUCGGGCCACACUAUCUGUCAGGCUACUCCUGUUCGAGCCAACCCAGAUGUGCUCGUGGAGGAUCUAGAAGAGGUGUUGCCCCCGCAAAUUGAAGUUGCCAUUCAUAGCGUCAAGCAGGAAAUCAGACAGGAGAGGAGAAAUGAUAGAGAGGAAAUUGGAGAUUCUACUACUUUUGAAGAGGACCAGUCUGCCUCGUAGAUAUUUUCACUAGCGGAAACUACGUUCUCACAUAGCCUCGCGUUGCUCACAUAUCGUCUGUACAACAACAAUCCACGCAAUCCGCCGUGUAUCGGGUCGUGUGAACUUCGCCUAGCCCGAGAUGCGCUUGCUUCUCGUGUUCUAUUGGGGGUCGUGGGCUUCAGCUAGCGACAACCUUCCUUCUGGAAAUGACA